This is a messenger RNA of Porites evermanni, 5586 nucleotides long. The record is from the annotation of a GenBank genome assembly. Lineage: Eukaryota; Metazoa; Cnidaria; Anthozoa; Scleractinia; Poritidae.
AUGGAAGAGCACACAUGUCUCAUACGUGAAAACUCAUCAAACCUACUUCUCAAUAAUGGAACUCAGGAAUCACUUCAAGUGACCAAAGGUCAGAAUUCAAGGCAAACAAUGACAACUCUUGGUGCAGGUAAUAUGGCAUUAGCGACACCUUCUGUUGCUGCUGACGAGGGACAAACCAAAGGAACAAAAGGAAAGGGUAAAAAAAGAAGUGAAGAAAGAGUGAGACCAGAAGAACAGGCAAGUUUAGUGGAUUAAAUUACCACUGAUAACUUUCAACUCAGGCUUUACUUGUCCUUUGUGGUUAUUAUUAUCAGUGGCAAUAUUAGUAGCAAUAGUUGUUUUCAUCCUUAUCUGUUUUCUUUUGUAGUGAGAAACUAUAUUAUCUCCCAUGCAUGCGACUUCAUCAUUUUUCAGACCAGACCAGUUUCCAUACAUUUCCUUUUAUUCAAUUCUUAUAACCUUUUCUCUAAACGAUUUGUGGAUAUUGUCAGGAGAAAUUUGAUUUUGGUCACUAUUCAAGGGCCACUAGUUCAUCAGUUUUUACUGUCAUGUGCUAUCCUCAUUAAAUGAAGUUGUUACUUACUUACUUAUUGGGAAGUAAAGGAUUUAAGUAACAAAAUCAUUGUUGUUAUUAUCUACAGAGCAUAGAGGAGAGGUUAAAAGCAAUAAACACAGCAUCUGCUGACACACAAAGGUACUGCAUGGAGACUACAAUGUCAUAAUGAUGUUAUAGGCAUUAUUAUUUUAUUCUUCACCAGUUGGUCUACAUGGAUUGUAUUUCUAUGGGAUUUUUUGUUUGUAAUGUUUACACCAGAACUUAGUUAUAGCAGUUUCUUAGACAACUGAAGAGAAACUGAGUAAACUUAAAAAAUUGCCCUAGUCUUAAAAUAUUAAACCAGUUCAUAAUACAACCGAUGCCAGAUUAGCUCAGUUGGAUAAGUGCUGGUCUGUUAAGCGAGAGGCCACCAGUUGAAACCCCCGGCUUAGGGUCUAAGUUGUGGGUCUUCAAAUAACUGAGGAGAAAGUGCUGCCUUGGUAAUGACAUUUGCAAACGGUUAGACUUUCUAGUUUUCUUGGAUAAAGCUGAUAAAGCAUAGGCCCUGUGUCACAACCCUUGCACCUAUAAAUUCUGUGGGACGUUAAGGAACCCAUCUACACUGUUUGUAAAGAGUAGGGGACUUAGUCCCUGGUGUGGUAGUCUAUCUCUCAUGGGGGAGGGACUAUUACAGGCCUACAGUAAUAUUGGUGCCAUGCACUGUUGCAGUGACCCUGCCAAGAAUUGCCGAACCUAAGUGGAUAUCAUGGUUCAAAAACAAAUUUUACGAGCUUGAAAGUAGAUGGAGAGGGUCUGUAAGCUUUUAAACUCUGUUCAUCCAACCUAGUAAUGGUCCCAAUAGUCUUUAAAAACUCCUUCAGUUGAGUAUCAAAACAAUGUAUCCUAUUCUUUUUAGAAGAAAAGCAAGUGGUCCCCCGACAGCUGAUUCAUUAGUGCAGAUGUUAAUACAGGCUCUUCAUAGUCAAGAUAACAAUCUACUGGAGGUACACAUGAUAAUACUCUGCAAGAAUACUAAUCUCUUUCAACAAGGGCCCAUACUGGAAUAAGUGCACUUCCCCAACAAAUCACCAUUUCUGCUUGGCCAAACUAGCACAAAAGCACACCUCUCCCUCCUUGCCUUCUUAAACAGUAAAUUAAGAUACCACAAGAAAAUUCUCUCUUUUUUCCCACGUCUACAGUUGUUUAAAAGUGAAAUUCAGCAGCAGUAUUACUGGAAACAAUUCCUUUACCAUCAAGUCAGCUCUAGUUCAAUCACCUGCAUGUGCUGGCAGAGUUCUAUUAUAAAGAUUUAGCCAAAAGAAAGUUUCACCUUAUUAAAGAGAGAACAUGGAGAUGGCUCCUCUCCUGGUCAAGAACCCUUUGUUAAAUAAGUGCCCUCCCCCCCCCCCCCACCCCUUUUGACCAGACACUGUAUGCUUGUUCAACGUAAAUGAAUCAUUGACUAUUCUAGAAGGCCUCUUAUAAUGUGUGGCUGAUCAACUGUUCUUUGUUAUUCCAGGAUGUUUUAUGGCAAGGGGGAAAAAAGGAAACAGUCAUGAAAAAUACAAUUAAAGGACUUCCAGUCACACUCACUGUUCCAUUCUUGACAGAGGUUUGUUGGACAUUUUUUAUUAUUCACUGUUUUGUCAGAUCCCCUUUGUUCUGUUGUAUAGAAAUCUGACAAAAUUGUAGCUGCAAAGUUGAUGGGUUCAUUUAUUUGUUUGUUUUUUAUUUGUUUUUGCAGCUUGUUCACAAGAUUGAAGCCAUGCCUUGGAGGUAAGUAUUGCUGGAGUCUCCAUUUUAAGUAGCCUCAUGUUUGCUUGUAAGGAGAACGGAGAAGUUAAGACAAAAUCUUUAAUCACUUAGUCCCUUUAAACCCAUUUGUACAUUCCUUUGUUAUUUUAAAUUUAGUUGCCUGAGAAAACAGCCAACAUUUUGCAUUGCCACUAUAGCGACUGGUUCCACUUUGCCAUUUGGCAGUGAAACCAGUACUGCUGCCAUGAAAAGUUGGCUGUUUCUAGGCUGUUAACCUAAUCAUCCUUUCACUAUUUAGUGUAUCUUCAGAACUUACCAUAGAAGCCUUGUCUUAUGGUGGUCAAGUAUACUUAUCCAGCUUUUUUCUUUAUUUGUUCUAGAGGAGCACAAUUAGUGCUAUGGAUCAAACAAAUUUUAAGUAUUCAUAUGGCUUAUUUAAUGACGGUAAGAUGUUAUCUCUUUGAUGUCAAAGAGUGCAUUAUAUUGAUUAUGUGGGAACAUAAAAUUGCAACCAAGGAUGAAAAUGAGCCACAUCACAAACACUUAGACUGUUAAUAAUAAUGUAAUAUUUUUUCUGCUUUUUUUUAUUAAGGUCCCAGACCUCGUGAAGACCCUUGGUGGACUAUACGCCAUGAUGGAGUCACGUGUGAGCACUUAUGGUAAACUGUGCAAACUGCAAGGUCGUUUGGAUUUGAUGCUGUCACAGGUAUGGCUUUAACCCUUUAAGCCCCAGUAACCACAUACAAAUUCUCCAAACUGAUCUCCAUACAUUUCCUUAAAGAAUUAGUUGAGAGAAUUGGAUAAAAGAUCAAGGCAUUUUUACUUGGGUGAUCAUUUUAUUAAUUCUCAGAACUUAUCUGUUGACAGUAUAUGGAUAUUGUUAGGAGGAAAUUCAUCUUGGUCACUAUUGGCACUUAAAGGGUUAACUCUCCAGUUCAUCCUCCUGUGCCAAGGCUCAUACUAUAAGAAUUUUUUGGAUCAAUUUAUGUUACUGGAAACUGCCCACCUACCCCUCGCCUAAGCUAACAUUAACACUUACCUCUUACUUAGGGGAAAAUGUUGGCUUAGGGGAGGGGUAGGUGGGCAGUUUCUCUGAAACCUAAAUUGAUCCAAUUUUUUUGUACUAAAUGUGUUACAGUCUUACAAAGGAGGUUUGGACACAGUUCUCUUUUUGUUGUUGUAUAAAUAAAAAUAGCUUAACCUUACCUAGUUGGGGAACACCACUUUAAUUUUGUACCAAUGACUGUUGGCCCAUGUUGCAUUAUUUUGCAUACCACCAAUUAAAGGUUGAUCGCAUCACUGGUUUCUGUUCUUUGCUCCAUUUUAGUGUGGAUGGGGUUUCUUACAUCCCUUCAAAUUGAUAAAUGCCCAGUAUAAGGAGUUAUCCCCUUAAUAUUUCUGCACCACGUUCCUCUGUGUGCUUGUUUCCAAAGAUUGUGUGAUGAGUCAUUACAAUAUUUGAUAGGAAUUGCCGUCAGAUCAGUUAUUAACUGAAGACACCUUCAACUCUGACAGUCUCUUGGAAACGAGCUUUGCACCUAUUUAUAUUAAGAUUUUUUGUUUCCCUUGGUCCAAUAUUUUUUUUACAUUUUUUUGUUUGUAGGUGGAUUCCCAGAGCUAUAACACUGCAGAUGAUACAAUUCCUGGGCCAUCAGUUGUCUAUCAGGAGGAAGGUCUGUAAAAGUGAUAAUAUUUUUUCAGCCCGAAAGCCGUAUGUAUCUUCAUUAGUUCUUGUCUAUAUGAUAUUCUAGGCACUUUUCUGUUAAUGCUAGGUUUAGGUCUAGGUCACUCAACAUCCCGGGAGGGGGAGGGGAGGGUGGUUCGUCCUAACAAUACACUCAUGGGGAUGUGCUGCUGGAUGGGGUCACAUUUUCAUGACUGGAUUGACUAUAAUGGGGUUGCAUUGUCAAUAGAGUUACUAGAAUGAUGUCGCACAUUUUCGGGAUUUUGGGGUUAGAAAAUUUAGGUUGGUAGGGAUUUAAAUUGGGAAGAUUUUUAUUGUAUUUUAGUUUAACAAAGGUGUCAAUUCAUUUGAAGGUGAUUUAGUUAAAAGGCUGUAUAAGGUCGAUGCAUAAACAGCUAGUGACUAAAUUGGGAUUGUGAAAAUUAUAUUUGCCCAAAAGUGACUAAUAUGGGGUCUAUAAUUGUGGGGUAGAGGUUUUGAUAGGCCAGCGGCACAUACCCAGCAAAAAUUAACCCAAGAAGGCCCUCACAAUAAAAAUAUCUACAGUGAUUAACACAAAAGAGUGUGCCCAGUAUAAAAUUAAAGGAAGGUACCCACCUAUCCCUCCCCUCCUCUAAGAUUUUGCUCAAAGUGAGAAGUAAAUGUUAAUGUUGGGUAAGGGAAGGUCGGUGAGCAGCUUUCCAGAGUCUUACACUGAUGCAUUACAGAAAACUCAGUAAAACACUUUUUCCUUCUAAAACUGAUAAUAUCAUAACUGUAUAGCAAACCAGGUGUAUUUUCCACUAUGAUAUUAACUGUUUCUGCUGUGUUAAGUCAUUGUGACACAUAUCUUUUUCGCCAUUUUUCUUUCUCUAUCCUUAUAGACUCUGAUGAAGAACCACUUGUACCUAUUGAGGCCGAAGACUCAGAAUCCGAUGUAUGUUCUUACUUAUUUUCUGUAACUAUGACACUGGCAAGACCGUAUAAAAAUAAUAGUUUUAUAGUAGCUGUCCCGUGCAGUUACUAGGGAGCUUUAGCAACGACAACGGCGACAGCAGCGAGAACGUCACUAUUUAAAAGACUUCGCUUUUUUAAAAAUCUGUCGCGAUUAUUCCGACUCGCGUAAAAUCUCAAAUGUAUGUGACUUCCCCUGGAUUUGAAUUCUUAGGGACUGCUGUCUGCACCCAAGUUUAGGGGGAGAUAGAGGAAUCUGUCGUGGUGUGUUUACGUCCUCCUUAAGACGUCGCAUGAGGGAAUGUCACGUCGUAGUCGUGCGAAUGUCACGUCCUAGUCGUGUAUCGACGACAAAGAAAGUACGAAAAGUGUGCUGCACGUGCAAAGUUGUUGUUUUCCUGAUCAAACCUAUUGCUUUUUUGACGUUCUCGUUGGCUUCGCCGUCGUCGCAUCUGAACGUCCCUUUUCUAGGCAAAGAAGACGGUAAGAACAUCAGGGUCGUUUUAAUAACAUUAAAACUGUUUCUCUUUGGUAGGAAAAUUGGGAAGAAGAUCUUGAUGAGGAAGAAGCCUCAGAAUCAGAAUCCAAAGAAGAAAGUGAGGAAGAGACUGAAGAAGGAAAUGAUAAAGAUGGUGAUGAUUACGAUGAGGAUGAUGUGGAAUCCGAGGAGGAAAGUUAA